AGCAACAUAACUUGAACGUUCAACAGAGUUUCAAGAUAUAACCAACCAACUACGCAACAAAGAGAAGAACAAUGGCAAAACACACUGGCUUGAUAGGUUGCUCCAUGUUCAUACUGUCUUUAUUAUUUGCAGCAACAGAGGCAACAGAGUACAAUGUUGGUGGCAGCUUUGGAUGGAAUACCCCUCCGAAUCAGACCUUCUAUUCAGACUGGGCUAGCUCCAAGACCUUCUUCGUUGGCGACUCACUGGUGUUCAACUUGACUGAAAACCAGAAUUUUGCCGAUGUAACAAUGGCCGAUUACAACAGCUGCAGCACCAACACGGACCCAUUCGCGGGCAACGGUCCGAGCAGGAUAGUGUUUACAGUUGAUCUCUUGCAUCCAGGGCCUCGCUACUUCAUUAGCACCGUCGAUAAUCACUGUGCAAGAGGCCAGAAGUUCAGCAUCAACGUUGAGAAGCCAUUCUCUUUUGGUCCCUCUCCUUCAGCGACACCACCUUCCAUUAAUUCUGCCUUGUCUGCAUUCCUCUCCACCAUUGCUGUCUAUUUCUUCACCCGCAUCUAGGUUUAUGGUGAUUCAUAUAAUUAGACACCAGAAGUGGUCUUUGUAUUCGUUGAAUUAAGAGAAAAUAACAACAACUAACCAAAAUUUAUUUUAGUCAAGUUAAACCUCAAAUGAU
Molecule: messenger RNA, 678 nt
Organism: Prosopis cineraria
Lineage: Eukaryota; Viridiplantae; Streptophyta; Magnoliopsida; Fabales; Fabaceae
Product: umecyanin-like
Exons: 2
Coding region: 72-563 (163 amino acids)
Cellular component (GO): plasma membrane
Molecular function (GO): electron transfer activity
Source: RefSeq, a predicted model, not a curated record